CGCGAUGUGGAGCGCUUCUUUAAGGGCUAUGGGAAGAUUCUGGAGGUGGAUCUGAAGAACGGUCUGUUAUGUUCUGAACCCACACAUGUUUUCGGAAGGACCAGAUGGCUGACACUGGCUAAUGGGAACCAAAAGACGAGUGAAAGUAACCUGGUUGUCACAUACCCCGAGCUUAGAGGUGUUUCACCCUGCCCCAAGAUACAUUGAUUGUUUUUCUCUGGAGACUUUACCCCAGCGUGUCAAAAAGCUUCGAUACAGCCUGGCUUAUCUGAGACCAGGAAUCCACACUAGCUCUAAUCAGAGAGCUCUUGGUGUGCAGGAACUGCCAGUUUGCCGACGUGAAAAGAGCCCCAGACUGGGUAUUGGUGAGCCCUGGAGUCGCACCCCAGCUCUGCCACUCAGUGAGCACGGAUAUGGGUUUGUGGAGUUUGAUGAUCUGCGUGAUGCAGAUGAUGCUGUUUAUGAACUGAAUGGCAAAGACCUUUGUGGUGAACGAGUAAUUGUUGAGCAUGCCCGCGGCCCCCGUCGAGAUGGCAGUUACGGUUCUGGACGCAGUGGAUAUGGUUAUAGAAGAAGUGGCCGAGAUAAAUAUGGCCCUCCUACCCGCACAGAAUACAGACUCAUUGUGGAAAAUUUGUCAAGUCGUUGCAGCUGGCAAGACCUAAAGGAUUAUAUGCGUCAGGCAGGAGAAGUGACGUAUGCAGAUGCUCACAAGGGACGAAAAAAUGAAGGGGUGAUUGAAUUUGUAUCUUACUCCGAUAUGAAAAGAGCUUUGGAAAAGCUAGAUGGAACUGAAGUCAAUGGCAGAAAAAUCAGAUUAGUCGAAGACAAGCCUGGUUCUAGACGGCGCCGGUCCUACUCCAGGAGCCGGAGUCACUCCAGGUCUCGCUCUCGUAGCAGACAUUCUCGUAAGAGCAGGAGCCGCAGUGGCAGCAGCAAAAGCAGUCAUUCUAAGAGUAGAUCUCGGUCCAGGUCGGGCUCCCAUUCCCGGAGCAAGAGCCGCAGCCGCAGCCAGAGUCGCAGCCGGAGCAAGAAGGAGAAAAGCCGCAGCCCCAGCAAGGAUGACAAGAGUCGCAGCCGUAGCCGCAGUGCGGACAAGCGCCGCAGCAAGAGUAAAGAUCAAGCCGAAGAGAAGAUCCAGAACAACGACAACACCAAGAAGUCCAAGAGCAGGAGUCCCAGUCGGCAUAAAAGCAAGAGUAAAAGCCGAAGCAGGAGUCAAGAGAGGAGAGUGGAGGAGGAGAAGCGAGGGAGUGGGAGCAGGAGCAGGAGCAAGGAGAAGAGCCGAAGUGAGGAGAAAGGCCUCCGCAGGAGCAGGAGCAAGGGAGGCAGCAGGAGCCGCAGCAGGAGUCGAAGCAAAAGCAAGGACAAGAGGAAGGGGAGGAAGAGAAGCCGGGAGGAGAGCCGCAGCCGCAGUCGCAGCCGCAGCCGCAGCAAGAGCAAGAGGAGCAGAAAACGCAGCAGCAAGCGAGACAGCAAGUCAGGCAGUAGCAGCAGCAGUGAGAAGAAGAAGAAGGAAGGUGCUGACCGCUCCCAGUCCAGGUCACGGUCCCGCUCAGUGUCAAAGGAGCGGGAACGUGCCAAGUCCGAGUCUGGCCAGAGGGAAGGCGGAGGGGAGAGCAAGGAUGCUGGCACCAAUCAGGAGACCCGGUCCCGGUCGAGGUCCAAUUCUAAAUCAAAACCAAAUCUUCCAUCAGAAUCACGCUCCAGAUCAAAGUCCGCUUCAAAAACCCGAUCUCGGUCCAAGUCUAGAUCCAGGUCUGCAUCCAGAUCGCCUUCCCGGUCUAGAUCUAGAUCCCACUCAAGGUCCUAACUGGCUACGACCACAGCUGGAACUACCCGAAAAGUUUUGUACAUGUUUGGUAGCCGUAGCACAAGUGAUUGAAGUAGAACAUAAGUCACUGCUGUACAUUUUUAAUUCCCCUAAUGGUGUGUCUACAAUUGUUAAAUCUAAGUGCUUCCUCUCCAUAAAGCCUGGCGCCAGGCCUUCCUGCUCGACUGAAAACAAUCUUCUCUCUGAAAACCCCCUUUCCUUACGGUCCACAUAGAAUAUCCAAAAUGCCUUGACUUUCAGGCCUGGCCUUUCUUACAGGGAGCUCAGUACCUGGACGGGUCUAAGGCUGGAAUGAUGACAUAGGUAGGUAUGGUGAGUUCAACCGUUUUUGCCCUUGAAUUGAUGCCCUUUGAUGUAUGCCAUUUAGUGAAAGUGCUAAGUCUUAAGUUUCCUACCACUUUGGUUUCAUAUUUUUGGACUUAACAAAGUUGUGAAUAGCACAGUCAAGGAAAAUUGAUACCUGCAGUAACCCAUAGGAAAUAAACUAUAGAGUUCCAUAUUCUGGUAUUGUGAUUAUAUUGUUUUAUAUUAAAAAAGAAAAGAAUUUUUUUUAAUUUUAUUUUUCCCCGUCUUGCAAAGUAUAGUGACCCCUGUUUCCAUUAAA
Molossus molossus (Pallas's mastiff bat) is the source of this 2438-nucleotide messenger RNA. RefSeq names its product serine and arginine rich splicing factor 4 (gene SRSF4). The transcript is spliced from 8 exons. The coding region runs from base 122 to 1813 and encodes 563 amino acids. Lineage: Eukaryota; Metazoa; Chordata; Mammalia; Chiroptera; Molossidae. Gene Ontology annotation, biological process: alternative mRNA splicing, via spliceosome; mRNA splice site recognition. Gene Ontology annotation, molecular function: mRNA binding. The record is from RefSeq and is a predicted model, not a curated record. Gene Ontology annotation, cellular component: ribonucleoprotein complex; nucleus; cytoplasm.